Messenger RNA from Tetrahymena thermophila SB210, 1389 nucleotides. RefSeq names its product zinc finger lsd1 subclass family protein. The transcript has a single exon. NCBI's taxonomy places the organism in Eukaryota, Ciliophora, Oligohymenophorea, Hymenostomatida, Tetrahymenidae. The record is from RefSeq and is a predicted model, not a curated record.
AUGUAAUGUGGAUAAUAUUGUGAAGGUUGUACAAACUAUUACUAGUGUAAUGAUUGUAUCAAAAAAGAAAAUAUUCGUAGAUAUGAAUAUUUAUAUGACAAAACUUGUGGUACCUGUAAUGAUGGAUUAUUUGUAAGUUUUUCAAUAGUAACUAAUAAAUGUUAAGGAAAGUCAAAUAAAUGUAAAGAUAUUUCAGAUGAUGGUAGAGUAUGUAAGAGUUGCAAAGAUAGUAGUCUAUUUAUUAACGAAGAAUUGGCAACUUGUUAAAAAUGUGACACUAAUAACGGGUGGUAUAUAAGUGAUAAGUAUUGUAGAAGGUGCCCAUAUCAAUGUUUAUCAUGUAAAGGACCAAAUCCUAAUGAUUGCAUUACUUGUAGAGAUAGAUUAUUGAAACAUGAUGAUGGAAGAUGCGAAUUAAAAUGUGAUUAAGAUGGAUUUUAUAUUGAGGGAUCCAAAUGUUUACCUUGCAAUCCUGAAUUAAAUUGCUAAAAAUGUAAUAACAGUAUAUCUUGCACUAAGUGUAAUUCUGGAUUAUUUAUUUAAUCUGAUAUAAAUAAUGGAUGUGAUAUUUGUUAGGAUGGUUUUUUUAUAUCAGGUAAUUAUUGCAAGCGCUGUAAAGAAAAUUGUUAUAAAUGCAAAGAUUUGAAUAAUUGUGAAAAGUGUGCUGAUGGAUUUUUUUCCAAAAAUGGAAUUUGUACUUUAUGUCCUAAGGAUCUAAAAUGCAAAACUUGCUCAGAUGAAAUAACUUGUACCAGUUGUAAUAGUGGUGAAUAUUUUUACUCUAAUAAUACUUGUGAUACUUGCAAAGAAGAAUAUUAAAUAGAUGGUAUAUUAUGUAAAAAUUGUAAACAAAAUUGUUUAAAAUGUAGCUCUAAAGAUGCUUGUAGUUAAUGUACCAAUCGAUAUUUUCUUAAAUCUGGUAACUGUGAAGCUUGCAAUCCUUCAUUAAAUUGCUUAACUUGCUCAGAUUAACUUUCUUGUACAUCUUGCACUAAAGAUAAAUAUAUAAAUCCUGAUGGUUAAUGUGAUUUUUGUAGAGAAGGGUAUUUUAUUGAAAAUUAAUUUUGUAAAAAAUGUUCAGAUAAUUGUUAAAAGUGCUCAUCAGUAUCUUAAUGUAUUUAAUGCUCUUAAGGAUAUUUUUUAAAAGGAAAUGUGUGUAAGUAAUGUACUCCUUAAAUGAACUGCUUAACUUGUAUAAAUGAAAACUCUUGCGAAUCUUGUGAACCAGGUAAAUUUAUUUAAAAGGAUGGAAAAUGCGAUAAAUGUGAAUAAGGAUAUUACAUAGAAAAUAAAUAUUGUAGAUAAUGUAAAAUUGGAUGUAGUAUCUGUACUUCAUACUUUAAAUGUGAUUAAUGCAUGCCCUAGUUUUAUAAAUUAAAAACUGUAUGA